CACCAACCACCGCUUCUGCGUCUCUGCGGAAUGUCAGCUUGAAUGUCGCAAUCACGAAGCGGGCUCGCAGCAUCUCACCGCUAGAUUUCAGUCACACAAUGACGAGCCGAGACAUGCGAUCAGAUGGAUCCCCGAAGCAUGCGCAGGAUGAGGAUGUCGCCACUGAUGACAGGCAGGCCGGACGCGGCGAAUACGCCAAAAUUUCAAGAACGCCGCCGCCCGUUCGACUUUGGGCCCCCACAUCGAUGGCUCAGCAGUGUCUUUCCCGUACGCGGCAUGAUGAAACCAGCCGACCAGCGCGACGAGAGUUGGUAUGGCUCUCAAAUGCGAUACAAUCAUCAGCGCCACGCCCUUGGACAAUCGCCUCGAUCCUACACAGCAUCCACUCGCCACCACGGUGGAACAGCUGAGGCGGCGUAGUGUCUGGCUGUGCCCCUGUGUGUACCUUGUCGUUACGGUCACUUCGAUGUGCUUGCGUGCGCUCAACGCCUCGAGAGAUAUGCGACAUUGUCACCACACUGAAUCUUGCCACCCGGACACGCUUGGCGGCGGCAUUCUGAUGAUCGCACGCGUUCCGCUCCGAUCGAGUUGUACCGUACAUUGGGGCAGGCUGUGCUGACAUAAAGCAAGGGCCACAGGUCGCCCUCCCCCUGGAAGAUGCAUCAACUCCAACCCCAUUUCAAGCCUCUUUCAGCAUUGGCACUACUGCUCAAGCGGCUCAUCGUCGUUGCGGACUUGGACUUGGGAAC
Messenger RNA from Ceraceosorus bombacis, 749 nucleotides. The record is from the annotation of a GenBank genome assembly. NCBI's taxonomy places the organism in Eukaryota, Fungi, Basidiomycota, Exobasidiomycetes, Ceraceosorales, Ceraceosoraceae.